Athalia rosae (coleseed sawfly) is the source of this 2736-nucleotide messenger RNA. Its product is annotated as transmembrane protein 53. The coding region runs from base 631 to 1605 and encodes 324 amino acids. The record is from RefSeq and is a predicted model, not a curated record. Lineage: Eukaryota; Metazoa; Arthropoda; Insecta; Hymenoptera; Athaliidae. The transcript is spliced from 6 exons.
AUCAAGGUCCUACAAGAUAGGCUUUUGAAUCUUACACUUUGCAUUUUCCCUACUGCCAUUUCCCGGAAACUACGAAUUCUUUAUCUGCAUACGUAUAUUAUUAUUAUUAAUCGCAUUCCGAUUAUUACCAACCGGAUGGUCAUCAUAUGAAUGAAUUUUCGUCAUUCUAUCCCCUUUAUUAUCCAAUGUGAAUCUCGGAUACACGAAUAUUUGAUCCGCUUUUCGCCUUGGAAACGUGCAUAAUAGCCAAGUUACCGAUGUUUUAGUUAUAGCGGAAGGUUUUAUGGAGAAAUCAAAAACGUGCACGCGGUAUAGAGGAAAUAGUUGGAGCAAUGAUUUAGGGAAAAAUGGUUCAUUUUUACGCCUGGUCUUGAUGUUGGAUCGAAUUUGAAUUAUUUGAAUGAUAAUUUGUAGCAAGAUCGUGCCGCAGCCGGAUUGGCGCCGAUUAAUUUUUUACCCCUUCGGCGAUCUACGUAUAGUCGGUAUAGGGUAAACUUUGUUAUAUUGAUUUGCCCGAGAUCUGCCGAAUACAUACGCCUUCCUGGAACGACGCAAACUCGGGUUUUGCAUAGAUAUAGAACCUGAUUCCUGGUAAUUUUGAGCUCUGCGGUCAGCGUUACUGCAGUAGCAAUGUCAGAAGAGGAUGACCUCGAGUAUUACAUUAAAUUUCCAACGCCUUAUCCACCGACCCCGAAGGACUCAUCGUCCGGGAAUUCCCCCGCUGCUGCCGUCGAACCCCAUGAGGAAUUUGUCUUCGUUUAUGACGAAGAUAAAUUGCCGGUUGUCAUACUGUUAGGGUGGGCCGGCUGCCAGGACAAAUAUCUUGCCAAAUACAGCGCUAUAUACGAAGAAAAAAGCUGUAUAACGCUCAGGUACACUGCCCCGGUAGAAUGUUUGUUCUGGAAACGUCACAGGAUGAGGGAUAUAGGAAGGAGACUUGUUCAAGUGGUCUAUGAUAUGAAUUUGAAUGAACAUCCGAUAUUUUUUCACGUCUUCAGCAAUGGAGGAGCCUUUCUAUAUCAACAUGUUAGUUUAGCUAUGCAGCAGCUAGAAACGCAAUUGAAGGUGAAAGGUGUAAUAUUCGACAGCGCACCGGGUGAACGAAGAAUAACUUCCUUGUUUCGAGCCAUUAGUGCGAUCCUUGGUGGACAUCCCAUCACCAAUGUACCGAUGUCCUUCGCCAUCACGCUCUUCCUUUCAAUUCUGUGGCUUUAUGAGAUUGUAUCAAAAUCCUGGAAGGACAGUUGUGCACUUCCGACAAACCCUAUAGCACUUGCCGAAGAAAUUCAUUCAUGGCCUCAACUAUUUCUUUACUCCAACACCGAUGAUCUCAUACCAGCCAAGGAUGUGGAAAUAUUCGCCAGCCGCCGAGCAGAGAGAGGAGUACGAGUACAAAUGGUCAGAUUUACAGACUCGCCUCAUGUGAAACACUACGCCAUGUAUCGUGAGGUUUAUGUAAAUACGGUGUGCAGCUUUAUUCACGACUGUUUGCUAUCCGGUGAUGAAGAUAUCAAGCCAGCUGACAAUCAUGGAGAGCCUUUCAAACGACCUGGACUAACAAAAAGAGUUGUCCUUCCAAGCGAGGCUUCUAAGCCGUUGAUCUAAAGUAAAGUAUAGCCAGACAAAAAAACGUCAGGCACAAAGUAGAUCGAGAAGAAAUUAUUGAUUGUAUAUUACCGAUGUAUAAUCUUCAUCAGAGAAUGUAUCUGAUAAACUUGUGCACAACUUAAAACGCUUAGUUAGAUGGUAUCACAAAACCAGAAAUAAUCCUGUUUCGUGAAUAUUAUAGCUCCGAUCUCAAGACAGCUGUGUCUGCUUUAUUUUGAUUUGUGUGACAACUCUCAUUUUUUCUGAAAUUUUUAUUUUUUAAUCAGCUGCGUCUAAUGAAUGUAACUAAAUCUGAAAAUGAUCAACUCGUAAUGAUGCUGCGGGACAGAUCUGUAAUUUCUAAACGUAAUAUGAAUUGUUAUCGAAGGACAUAUUUCUGAAUGAACAGUUUUUAGAGCUGUCCAAAUGAGACCGUUUCCCUCAUGGUGAGGUGUAUCGAAAAUUAUGUUAAAACUGUUCGAUGCUAAUAAUGAAAAGACGAAAAAAAGGCUAUGGAAAACUCACAAAGUUAGAUAGCAUGUAAGCGAAAUAUUACGUAAACACAAUAUUAUAAACAUUCUUCAGAAAAAUAUAUGAUUGUCUGCCACGCAUGUCAGAAUUCUCGAUGCAAGUGGAUGAAAACGUGACGCGCUCUGAAUGAAAAUAAUGUGACAGAAUUAGCAAUUAUUUUAUUAAUUGAGGUUGUAGGUAGCAAAUUGUUCGGCUCUGUCAGUCCUGUGACCUCUGCUAAGCACAGCCACUGUGAAUCUACUUCCGACAAAUACUCUUAACGUAUGCAAUUUUAAGGAUGUUCUGUGCUUUUGAAAUUUGAAAAACUUGACUCGAUAGAAAUAAAUUUGGAACUAUAGGUGUAGCAUGUGUUACUGUGUAAAGCGAUGCUUUUACAUCGAGGUCAUCAGGCAAAGUAAUGUAACUAAAUUUACAAGAAUAUAAUCAAGCGGGUCUUGAUUUUCUUUGCCGUAGAUAGUCAAUCAACGUCCAAAUUGUCGUAUUUUUUUUUUUCGCUUCGAUGAUUCCAUUUGUGAGAAGCCGAGGCCAUGUAUGAACGACUUUUUCUUUAAUAUUAUAAAUGGUCAAAUGAGUUGUAUUUAUUUCUUCUUAAAUAAAUUGUUAACGACUGCAUGAGUA